Uranotaenia lowii is the source of this 3004-nucleotide messenger RNA. RefSeq names its product small G protein signaling modulator 3 homolog. Bases 206 to 2620 code for a protein of 804 amino acids. The transcript is spliced from 4 exons. Lineage: Eukaryota; Metazoa; Arthropoda; Insecta; Diptera; Culicidae. Gene Ontology annotation, molecular function: protein binding. The record is from RefSeq and is a predicted model, not a curated record.
CGCCAGAUUCAAAAGUUACGUCCGAUUUCAAAAAGAAAAUUUUGGAUUCUUUUCGCUUUCUGUUUUGUGUGUGGUCUCAAAGUUUUUCCCAAAAACAUUUUUACGUCUUAAUCUGUGCUGCUAUUUAUCGACCCCAUUGAUUGUGCGUGUAGAUAGACUAUUGUACAAGCAAAAGUGGAAAGUUCUGGUGGGUUUUCAUUGGGAAAUGGAUGUAGCCAAAUCUCUGUUCGGUGCCCGAGAUCACGAAGGCUAUGUUGGCAAAGAUGAACAUAUGAAAAAGCUUGAAACGGCGAUAUCAGAAGACGACGGCGAUUUGGUGGAGCUUACGGAGAGUCUACACAUUGCGGAUGAGAGCCUUCGGCCGAUUGCAGGAGGUCCCUUUUCGGCCCUUACCCCUUCAAUGUGGCCGCAAGACAUCUUAGCCAAAUUGGGUCAGCCAGAAAAGGAUGAGCCUCCUAAUCACCAACCCGAUUACAGAUUUGACGAGUUUGGUUUCCGUGUGGAAGAAGAAGAUGGGCCGGAACAAAAUUCCAACAAACUGCUCAGUAUUCCUUUUAUGGAAGAUCCGGCCCAACGGCUGCAAUGGAUUGCCCAUCUGGAAUUUUCUCACAAUAAAGAAGCCACCGAGCUCACGUGGGACAAUGUUGAUGUUGUUUUGCCGAGAACCGAAAAGCUUAAGAAUAUGGUCCGGUCUGGCAUUCCUCACUCCUUGCGUCCCCAGAUGUGGAUGCGAAUGUCCGGAGCUCUGCAGAAGAAACUAAAGUCGGAAACGUCGUACCAGGACAUCGUGAAGGCAUCGUCUAAUGACGCUCUGAUGACCUCCAAACAAAUCGAGAAGGAUUUGUUGAGAAUCAUGCCUACGAACGCUUGUUUCAGCUCAAUGAACAGCACCGGUGUUCCUAGGCUACGCCGAAUAUUGCGAGGCAUUGCUUGGCUGUACCCGGACAUUGGCUACUGUCAGGGUACGGGAGUUAUUGCUGCUUCACUUUUACUGCUCCAGGAAGAAGAAGAUGCAUUUUGGAUGAUGGCUACCAUCGUUGAAGAUUUGUUACCCGCAUCAUACUACUCCUCUACUUUGCUCGGUAUCCAAGCGGACCAAAAGGUCAUGCAAACAUUGAUCGGCAACUAUCUAACGGUGGUGGACGAGACAUUGAAAAGCCAUGACAUUGAACUAUCACUAAUCACGCUGCACUGGUUUCUCACCUUGUUCGCUAGUGUGGUUCACAUGAAGAUCUUGCUAAGAAUAUGGGACUGGUUCUUUUACGAUGGUUCGAUUGUACUGUUUCAAUUAACUCUGGGAAUGCUAAAAAUUAAAGAAUCCUCAAUGAAAAAUCUUGAAAAUUCAGCUCAAAUUUUCAAUUCACUAUCGGACAUACCCGGAGACAUCGACGAUGUAGAGCAUCUGUUUUCGAUUUCGAUGGAAGUGGGCGGUUCUCUUUCGCCUAUGGUCAUUGAGACACACCGUAGGCGCCAUUUGGCAUAUUUGAUGGCUGAUCAGGGAGGGCUUGUAGGAAAUCCGGAAGCCGCCUCGAACUUACCCAAACAACAUUUGGCUCGUCGACAGAUGAAAAAAUCCAAAUCAAUGCUGCAAAUGAUUUUGUUUGGCAACGAUGGUGUCGAUGAUGAUCUGAAGAACAAAAACAUAAGGCAAACGGAAAUAUUGGUAGACUUGCGGGAAGCUAUUUCUAAAGUAGCUCGACAUUUUUUAACCAUCGAACCAAAGCUCAGCGCUCACAUAAAGCUGAUUCCUGACUACAGUAUGGACAGCCAUGCGAAAGAUCACGAGAACUACAUUAACGUAUCGAGAACUCGUAGCCGCCGUGCUAAGGCUUUGCAUGAUUUUGAACGUCAUGACGAUGAUGAAUUGGGUUUCCGUAAGAACGACAUCAUUACGAUUAUAAGUCAGAAAGAUGAACACUGCUGGGUUGGUGAAUUAAAUGGAUUACGUGGUUGGUUUCCUGCUAAGUUUGUCGAACUGCUGGAUGAAAGAAGCAAGCAGUAUAGCUGUGCCGGUGAUGACGCUAUUUCGGAAACGGUUACCGAUCUUGUGCGAGGCACAUUAGCACCAACUAUCAAGCAGGUUCUAGAACAUGGCAUGAAGCGUCCCUCGUUUCUCGGUGGCCCAUGUCACCCGUGGCUAUUCAUUGAAGAGGCAGCAACUCGGGAGGUAGAAAAAGAUUUUGAAUCAGUCUACUCACGAUUGGUUCUGUGCAAAACGUAUCGACUCGAUGAAGAUGGUAAGGUUCUUACACCCGAAGAACUCUUGUACCGUUGCGUUCAGGCAGUCAAUCAAGGACACGAUGCAGCCCACGCCCAAAUGGAUGUCAAACUACGAUCUCUUAUUUGUCUAGGUUUGAACGAACAGGUGCUUCAUUUGUGGAUGGAAGUGCUGUGCAGUUGCACGGAAAUUGUCCACAAAUGGUAUCAACCGUGGAGCUUCAUCUAUUCCCCCGGAUGGGUGCAAAUAAAGUGUGAACUGCGUCUUCUGUCGCAGUUUGCAUUCAACCUCAACCCGGACUGGGAAUUGCCGGCCAAACGAGAGGCCACUCAAAGUCAACCCUUGAAAGACGGUGUGCGCGACAUGCUAGUCAAGCAUCAUCUGUUCUCUUGGGAUCUCUAGAAAUUGUAUAAAAUAGCUAGCUAAACAAAGUUUUGUUUUUUUUUUUGUUUGCAUAGAUUUUAUUUAUUACGAAUAUGUGUGUUUUAACCAUCCGUGAACUUUGUUAUGUAUUGUAUGUUGUUUAAAGCUUUUUAUGUUUUUUUUUUUAAUUUAAAUCUUUAACGCACAGUUGCAAAACUGAUAUCAACUACUCGUACCUAUUAGACAAAAUAUUCAGUCGUACUAAAGAAGUUUUAAAGUUUGCAUUCCUCGUUUUUUACAAACAGUAUCUGCAAGUGUAGCAUUUUAACGCUGGGUUCUAAAAUAUGUGUUCUCCAAAAUAUAUAUGUAUGUAAUAAUGAAACUGGAAGAUUAUGAUUAAAUACCCAUCAACAAUAAAGAAAU